AUGGCUACCUCGUCAUGGUGUGAAAGGGCUUUUAAGGACUCGACUGUAACAAAAAUCGUCUUAGAAUGUGUUGCUGUUGGUGUUGUUGUGGGUGUUGUUGUUGGUGUUGUAGUGGGUGUUGUAGUGGGUGUUGUUGUCGGUGUGGUUGUUGGUGUCGUUGUUGGUGUUGUUGUUGGUGUUGUUGUUGUUGGUGUUGUUGUGGGUGUUGUUGUUGGUGUUGUUGUGGGUGUUGUUGUUGGUGUUGUGGUGGGGGUUGUAGUGGGUGUGGUUGUUGGUGUUGUUGUGGGCGUGGUUGUUGGUGUUGGUGUUGUUGUUGGUGUUGUGGUGAGUGUUGUGGUGGGUGUUGUAGUGGGUGUUGUUGUAGUUGUUAUUGCUGAUGUUGAUGAUGAUGAUGAGGUUGGCUUUGUUGUUGGCGUUGUAGAUGGCGUUGUAGGAGGUAGUGUAGUUGUGGUUGGUUUUUCAACACAAACCGUCUUGACUUUCCAUCUACCACGUUUACACACUGUUUUUACUUUCAUCUCAAACCCAUCACAGCACACAAAGAUUCCUUUGCAUCUUCUACCAUAA
Messenger RNA from Lottia gigantea (owl limpet), 567 nucleotides. RefSeq lists its product as hypothetical. The record is from RefSeq and is a predicted model, not a curated record. Lineage: Eukaryota; Metazoa; Mollusca; Gastropoda; Lottiidae. Bases 1 to 567 code for a protein of 188 amino acids. The transcript has 2 exons.